Molecule: messenger RNA, 1757 nt
Organism: Amborella trichopoda
Lineage: Eukaryota; Viridiplantae; Streptophyta; Magnoliopsida; Amborellales; Amborellaceae
Product: heme-binding-like protein At3g10130, chloroplastic
Source: RefSeq, a predicted model, not a curated record
UGCCCGUUCUCUGUUCUUUUCGAGAGAGAGAGAGACAGAGAGAGAGAGAGGGAGAGCGCGCAAUGCCCGACCUUUCAUCCUCUGUUAUCGAGGAGAGAGAGAGAGCGCAAUGCCCACCUCUCAUCCUCUGUUAUCGAGAGAGAGAGAGAGGGGCGCGGCCGCUUUCAAUUGCUAGGCCGACUUCAUGGCAAAUUCUGGUGUCAAUCGAUUGACGAUGGCCAUUCUCUCUCCAAAAUUCUCUCUCUCCUCUGCACAAAAAGUUUUCCCAAGUCCAACCCUUGCCGUUCCUCUCAUAUCUGCAACGGCCUUCAAGAGCUUGAACAGAAAACGUUUGAUUUUUAAGGCCAAGUCGAUAUCUCGCUCUCCUCCUUCUUCUUCUUCUGUUGAGGUAGACAUGGAGGAAAUGAUCGAGUUUUUGCGUUCAGACCUGCCGCAUCUCUUCAAUGAUCAGGGAAUUGAUAGCUCCAUGUAUGAUGAGAGAGUGACUUUUAGGGACCCAAUUACCAGGCAUGACACCAUUAAUGGCUACCUCUUCAACAUAAGGCUCUUGAAGCUCCUCUUUAGCCCCACUUUUCAGCUCCACUCAGUUAAACAGACAGCGCCUUACGAGAUAACGACGAGAUGGACAAUGGUUAUGAAGUUUGCUCUUCUACCUUGGAAGCCAGAGUUGAUCUUCACUGGAACGUCAGUUAUGGGCAUCAAUCCUAAGACUCAAAAGUUCUGUAGCCACAUGGAUUUUUGGGAUUCCAUCAGGCAAAAUGAUUACUUCUCUUUUGAAGGUUUGCUGGCUGUUGUGAAGCAGUUGCGCAUUUACAAGACCCCUGAUUUGGAAACGCCAAAGUAUGAAAUACUGAAACGAACAUCAGAUUAUGAGGUACGGAAGUAUGAUUCAUUUGUUGUUGUGGAGACAAAAGGAGACACACUCUCUGGUUCAACUGGUUUCAAUGAUGUCGCAGGAUAUAUCUUUGGCCAGAAUUCUUUGAAGGACAAAAUUCCAAUGACUACCCCAGUCUUUACCCAAGCAUCUGAUGGAAAAUCAACCCCAGUACUGAUCCAGAUAGUGCUUCCUAUGAAUAAAGAGCUAGACAGCCUGCCAAGCCCCAUCAAAGAAACAGUCACCUUGAGGAAAGUGGCAGAAAAUAUUGCUGCAGUAACUAAAUUUAGUGGGAAACCCACAGAGGAUAUUGUUUUGGAGAAACAAAAGGCCUUGCGAUCUGCACUCCUGAGAGAUGGUUUGAAGGCUCAACCGGGAUGUCUACUUGCUCGUUACAAUGAUCCUGGUCGUACUUGGAGCUUUCUCAUGAGAAACGAAGUGCUGAUAUGGCUUGACGACUUUGAACUUGAUUAGUGGAUGUAAGAUAUGGAGCUUGCAUGCAUCCAUCUUGAAUAAGACUCUGGUGUCAAGCAGAUGAUUUUGAUCUCACCAAAGAAGUGAAAUUGGAUGUGACCCGAAUGAGUCUGAAGCUCGAAAUUUUUUGUAGAUCUAAAUUUGUUGAGCUUUUUUGUUUAUAAUAAAAAAAGGGGACUGCAAAAUGACAAUUUGUUGAAGUAUUCUUAUUGUUCAAACUUUGUGCAAUAAACUGAUGGUACAUUCUUUGUUAGAAUAUGCUUCCCUGACCAUGAUUUUGAAUGUAUGAAAGAACAAAGGGAGAAGAAGAAUUGGUUUCUACAAAGGGAAAGCUUGUUCUUUCUUGUGAAAUGCAACAUACUGUUUUCUUGCGAAAGGUAUAUGUGGAUGCGACGGUGUAUUUUUGUUC